AUGGCUACCGCGGUGCCUUCGAGGUUUGCUGUACUUGCUAUUGAUGACGAUGACUCUAAACCGAAAAAAAGUAAAAAAACUACGAGUACUAACAACAACAAUGAUAAAAAUGUUAAUAACAAACAACUGAAAAAUAAAGUUAAUAAUAAAAACAAGCCACAAGUACAACAAAAUUCUUCUCAGCCUAAAAAAGAUGACAAAAAAAAAUCAAAACAAAAUAAGAAGAAGAAAGUUGAAAAAGAGAGUCAGCAAUGGGAACAGUGGAAAGAAAAAGAUUCAAUGUCUGUAGAAGAAACUUAUAAACAACAAUUGCACGAAGCAUUGGUACUCUCAAAAUUAGCUUACGAAGAGCAAAAGGAAAAUAGUGUGAAAAAAAGUCCGGAUCACUCGAAUGAUGAUAUAUCACUCGUCCAAUUAAAAGUCCAAGUUGAAAAACGCGACGCUGAGAUAGAGGAAUUGAAAAAUAUAAUUGAGGCUCUGAGGAAUGAAUUGUCUCAGGUUAAAGAGAGAAACAAGAAGCUUUGCAAUAUUCUCGCUGUUGGAGAAAUGAAAGACAAAGCUUCAGUAAUUGCAGAAGUAUCAAAAUUACAAGAGAUAAGAGACGAAUUGACAUCUGAAGUAAGUUUGCUACACGCGCAACUGGAACAGGAACGUUCUAAGACACGAGCCUCCAGUGCUGAUUUAAAAAAUACUAAAAAUAAGAAAAAAGUCACUAAUGACACUGCCUAA
Molecule: messenger RNA, 729 nt
Organism: Cotesia congregata
Lineage: Eukaryota; Metazoa; Arthropoda; Insecta; Hymenoptera; Braconidae
Source: the annotation of a GenBank genome assembly